This is a messenger RNA of Sceloporus undulatus (fence lizard), 1611 nucleotides long. It is a transcript of the gene FBXO4, whose product is annotated as F-box protein 4. The record is from RefSeq and is a predicted model, not a curated record. NCBI's taxonomy places the organism in Eukaryota, Metazoa, Chordata, Lepidosauria, Squamata, Phrynosomatidae. Bases 97 to 1236 code for a protein of 379 amino acids. The transcript has 7 exons. Gene Ontology annotation, biological process: SCF-dependent proteasomal ubiquitin-dependent protein catabolic process; protein polyubiquitination. Gene Ontology annotation, cellular component: SCF ubiquitin ligase complex. Gene Ontology annotation, molecular function: protein binding.
GGGCUGGGUGUUGUGUCCGGUCCUUCUCCCGCUGAGGCCCGCCUUGGUCCCGGGGCCCUUGGAGCCGGCGCCGCCGAGGCAGGCUUCCGGGACGCGAUGGCGGAGAGCGGCGCAGGAGGAAGCGGCAGGGAGUGGGGCCGCCUGGAGUGGGCGCUGCGCCACAGCCUCCGCCUGCUGCUGAGGGAGAAGAGGGGGCCCCGGGAAGAAGGACAGCAGGAGGAGGAGGAGGAGGGGCAAGCGGCGCCAUCGCCCAGCGCCCUGGAGGCCUUGCCGAUAGAUGUAAAAUUAUACAUUAUGUCCUUUCUGACACCCAAAGAUCUAAGUUAUUUGGGAAGUACCAGUUGCUACUGGAGGACUGCAGUCCGAGAUCCCUUACUUUGGAGAUACUUUCUGAUUCGGGAUGUUCCUUCUUGGCAUACCAUUGAUUGGAAAUCACUCCCAGAUGCAAACAUAUUUAACAGACCUUUUUCUGAGUUCCAUAGCAGUGCCUCAUAUGAUUACAUGGAAGUGUAUAAAAACUGCUAUUCCUGUUGCAAACGAUCUCUGAAAUCCAGGCAGACUCCAUAUGGAGCCAUGGCAUCCUUUUUACAGUCAUUGAUUACACAGGCUGAGCCUCGCUUUGCUAUGUUUGGGCCUGGUUUAGAAGAUCUGGAUGAAUCUUUGGUGCACAAAAUGAUGACAAGUCCAGAAAUGUUGCCACUGGCUGGUAUACCUUCAAGGCAAAUACAUGGGAUUGGAUCAGGAGUCACAUUUCACCUGAACAGCCAGAAAUUCAACAUUCUAACACUGUACUCAAGAACCAGCAAGGAAAGACGCAGAGCAAAGGAAGAGGACACUACUCCCAUCAACAAAAUGUUCCAUGUUGAAAACAGUGUUGAUGGCACAACACAGUACACUCUGAUUGAACACGUUAAAAAUAUGUGUGGACAAAUUGAUGGAUUCAUCUACGUUGCAGAUGCUGAGGUGCAUAAAAGACACAACCGCCAAACUGAAUUUGCCAGAAUAGCAGCAAUGCUUGAUCCAGCUCUUGGACCUUCAAACAGACCUCUCUUGGUUUUGUCCUGCAUUUCUAAUGCUGAGAUUGAAAGAAUCCCCUGUGUUUACAUGGCACAUCAGCUGCAACUAAACCUCUUUAGCCAACCUUGGAUGAUUCAGGACACUGAAGCUGCCACCUUAGAUGGACUAUUGGAUGGAAUUCAAUGGCUAUUGGAACAAACUGAACAUAAAAAUACUUAAUAAUCAGAAGUUAUUGAGAGUGGCAAUAGAGUUUUUAAAACUACUUAAUUUACAAGCAAUAUUUGAUUCAUCAUUUUCUAUUGAUUUGACAGAUCACAGAACAAAGUAUUGUUUUUAAGAAGGACUGAUACUGUCAUAAUAUAUGCUAUUUAAAACAUAGUCUUGGAAAUGCAGAAAAGAACGCUGCAACCAGAGCUAGCUGAGCUAGCCAUAAAAGAGUGCUCUUUCUCUUAGUGUUUCCUAUAGAUUUAUAUCAGUUGCCUUUUUCCCUACUGGAUUUAUCCCAAUGAUCUCUGAUUGGUGCCAGGGACCGUCCCAGACAUAGCAUUGCUCAGGGCAUUGUGAGACAUUAAAAUAGUCGUUAUCUCGUCUUUA